AAACAAAAACAGUCACUUGCUCUGUCUGAUGCCGCACCCUUGUGAUUAUGUGAACUUACUUUAAAUAAUAUUUUUUGUAUUUCGUACGUUCUUACUCCUUUGAAAACGAAUAAUUGAGUUUUAGUUUUGAUUUUGCAUGGCGAGAAGUGUGGUAUAGCAAAUAUCUAAAAAUAAAGGCAAAAUGGGAUGUACACAAAGUGAAAUUUCGCCUCAAAAUGAAACGCCGAGAAAAGGUUGCACCGAUGUAUUAUGGCUUGUUAUUUACAUUGUUUUUUGGAUACUUAUGCUAAUAAUUGCAUGUAUAUCAUUCGUGUAUGGGAAUCCACAACGUCUCAUAAAUGGAUAUGAUUCCUUCGGCAAUACGUGUGGUGUUAAGAGCAAUAAAAAAUUAUUAAACUAUACCCUGUCUGGUAUCAACACUGUGGAUAAGCCCUAUUUAUUUUUUAUGGACAUAAAGGAAUUAAGACGUUCACUAAAGAUAUGUGUAAAACAAUGUCCAAAAAAUAAAUUGGAAUCAUUGGCGGAUAUUCAAAACUUUUAUAGAGAAACGGGAUCAAAUGUUUGCAGAUAUGACAUAGAUUUGAAUAAUGUGAUAAGUUCGAGUGCUCUACACAAUUUUAUUGGACCAUGUCCAACCUUGCCUGUGUACGAGUCAUUUCCACUACUAAACAGAUGUUUCCCCAAAUCAGCUAAGGAGAUAGCGCAAAAAGUUUUCACAGAUUUCUAUGAUCUAUUAAAUAGCUGGGAUACUAUAGAGCAAAUGCUAUCAGAUCUUUAUACUUCAUGGAAAGAAAUGAUAAUUUGUGUUAUAAUUGCAUUUAUUUGUUCAUUAAUAAUGGUAUCAAUCCUGCAUUUACUUGCAACACUUGUUUCUUGGAUAUUCAUGAUACUGGUAUCCAUUGUGAGCAUUGCAGGGACAGGACUUCUCUGGUACACAUAUCAUGAGCUGCACACAAAACAGAGAGACUUUUCACAAGCAAUGUUCUUAGCCGAAUCAUUUAAAAAUGAAAAGGCAUUCUUAUGGUACUCAAUAAUUGCAACUAUUAUAACAGUAAUCUUACUGUUACUGGUGUGGGUCAUGCGUUCGCGUGUUUCAUUCCUGGCUACACUUUUCAAAGAAACAGCGCAUUGCCUCGGUUCAAUACCAGCUCUAUUUCUGCAGCCCAUUGUAACAUUCUUUUUCCUCAUAAUAUUUUUCGCAUUUUGGUCAAUUGUUGUGGUGUGUCUAGCCACAGCAAACUACCCAGGUAUACCAUUUAAGACAAAUUUCUUCAUUAAUGGCACUGCAUUACCAGAUCGUAAUGACAAUGCUGCUAUGCAAGCACAAACAAGCUUGAAAUACCAAAUAGAGUUUGAUCCUCUAUGGGUUAAAAGCAUGUGGUGGAUGAGCCUUGUGUGCCUUGUUUGGGGCAGCGAGUUCAUCCUCGGCUGCCAACAGAUGACCAUUGCGGGCGCUGUCUCACAUUGGUAUUUUAGGGGUCCUAAUGCUCAUCCUUCACCAGUGUUGUAUUCAAUUGGAAAACUUUUGAAGUACCAUUUGGGUUCAGUGGCCAAAGGAUCCUUUCUUAUCACACUGUUCAAGAUCCCCAGGCUCAUUCUCACAUAUUUACAUGCAAAGCUAUCGUCUAGAGCAGAAAAGGGUUCUGAGUGUGCGAAAUGUGGUCUCAAAUGCGGCAUCUGUUGUUUCUAUUGCCUGGAGAAGUUCAUUCGCUAUCUCAAUCACAACGCGUACACGAUCAUUACUAUUGAGAGAUGUCAUUUUUGUAAAGCUGCUGCGAGGGCGUUCAGUACGAUAGUGAACAACGCGCUGCAAGUGGCGACAAUAAACAGCGUGGGAGACUUUAUCCUGUUCCUGGGCAAGUGCAUAGUGACAGCGGUGACGGGUAUUAUCGGCCUGCUGCUGCUCAAGAGGAACAAGGACUUGCAUUUCUUUGCAGUGCCAACACUCUUCAUCUGUAUAUACUCCUUUCUGAUCGCCCAUUGCAUACUGUCUCUUUACGAGAUGGUAGUGGACUCGCUGUUCCUGUGCGUGUGCGAAGACCGCAACAUGAACAACGCGGAGGGCCGCUGGAAGUCUUCUCGUCUGGCCGAGCUCGGAGGACACCGGAUUGACAAGGGAGUGGAGCAGGAAGGCGCCGAGCUACAGGGCCUUCAUGAAAAGUAUUAAUAUCGUAAAUAACUCAUUGAUGAUCAAAUGUGUAUGAACAGGAAUCGUGAAAUCAUAAAAAUUGGAUUUGGCACUCAAGUAAUAUUUUAAAGUAUUUUAUAAGACUACAAUUACGUAGGUGACGAUUAUA
This is a messenger RNA of Papilio machaon (common yellow swallowtail), 2297 nucleotides long. It is a transcript of the gene Ctl1, whose product is annotated as choline transporter-like 1. Gene Ontology annotation, biological process: transmembrane transport. Bases 182 to 2167 code for a protein of 661 amino acids. The transcript has 12 exons. The record is from RefSeq and is a predicted model, not a curated record. Gene Ontology annotation, molecular function: transmembrane transporter activity. Lineage: Eukaryota; Metazoa; Arthropoda; Insecta; Lepidoptera; Papilionidae. Gene Ontology annotation, cellular component: membrane.